Coregonus sp. 'balchen' is the source of this 3236-nucleotide messenger RNA. NCBI's taxonomy places the organism in Eukaryota, Metazoa, Chordata, Actinopteri, Salmoniformes, Salmonidae. The record is from the annotation of a GenBank genome assembly.
AUGCCCGGUCUUCUUCUUUCAGAUGAUUUGGUGAAACUUGCAGCAGACAAAAGAAACCCAUGCCCCACAGGCUGGUUCCAAUUUAAUUCCCGCUGCUUCAUGUUUGUCGAAACUGCAAGGACAUGGCCCAAAGCAGAGGUAUAAUGCUUACCCUCUACUGUGAAUUAAAGUUCAAUUAAAAUCAACUUUUUUGUUUGAAGUUACCUUAAAUGUUGUUUGGCCUUAUUUUAACCGGCCCCUCAUGUAAAAUACUGAACAUCUUAUUAUUCUGUAAUUUGUAUUUUCUAUAGGCUUUGCAAUAUUUUGUGGCGUUGGGCCCUCUAGUAUAUUAGAACCCUCAGGGCAUGGGUUAAGACAGACUAACUAAAACCUCUAAGAUUCUGUUUUUAAUGGAACAUUAGUUCCGAUGGCCAAUAUUUUGAUUGUGAGUCCAGAAGACAAAUUCUCAGACUGCACAACUGACUAAUACUUCCAUUAUGACAUGCCUUUGUCUCUGUCUACUGCUUGCUCUAGCGCCACUGUAUGUUCCUUGGAGAAAAACUGAAGCCUGUGCAUAACACUGUAAAGUACCUUGGCGCAAACCUGGCAUCUGUGCACAGCUCCGACGAGUCCACAUUUCUGCAGGCGCUGGUGUUGAUCAAGACUGGCAGUUUCCCUCUUACCUGGAUUGGCGGCUUUGAUGCUGUUCAGGAAAAGGUACGGUAUUGUCAUACUUAAUAGAAAUGACUGAAGUGAAAGUUAUACUCUACCUGAACAGUUCAGCUAGAGUAUAUUCAUAGGUAAGAUCUUGAGUAUACUCAUCAAUAUGUCGAAUCCUGUUAACUGGUUUAUUAGUCUCAAAACAAUCAGCUGGAAGUAGGUUUUAGGAUGUUAAGACACUGCUCAGACAACUCUGUGCCAGGAGUAAAAUCAGCUCAACAGUUUCUCAGCUGGUAAUGAUAACAGUCUGAGGUACUGCAAAUAAUGGGGAAUAACCAAUCGCAAUAAGGCGUCGCCAGCUGUGGACUCUAAAUAGCACUCUUCAGACUAAAUUAAAUGUUGCAGUGGUAAAAUGUUUUAUAUAAUUUUCGCUUGACACUCUCUUUGCUUAUUCUUACCUAAUAUGUUGGCGUGCAUAACCUAUUUUGCGCUGACUCAUAGAGUAUGAUGGCUGUCAAAAGCGGAAUUUUGAUAUUACCAUUAUAUCCACACUCGCCACUCCCGUUAAACAAUUUUUAAAUUGCUUUGGCACAGUAGGCAUGACAUUACUUGCCUAUAUUUGAAAGGGCUAUCAUGUUUACCAAAUACUACUGAAGUUAACACGGCCCCUAGAUGCUUUAAAUGGCCCAAUGUAUAGGCACACCCAAUUUGGGCAUCUUUUUUAUCAACGUGAUAUUGACAUGAUGUAGGUUAAUGAAAUAAUCGAAAGAAAAACGUCAUUAUUUAUUAGCCUAGUGGUUGUAAGUAUUUAGGCAUAUCAUGUGACUAAGGCCUCGUGUGAAAUCAUUGUCAAAAGCGAAAAAUACUGUUGCGUGUAGGUCUAGAUUUGAGUUGAUCAUCUAGAAAUAUUAUUUGAACAACUCUAGAGCAAUUGCCUGUAUUGCCACAGAUGAUCCAUUAUAUUGACCAGAUACUCCAUUGGCCGCUCUAACAAUGUAAAGAAGUCUUAAAUGGAAGAUCAGGUGGGACCAUUCUAGCCUAUGAGGGCAGAUUCGAGUGACAGGCACACCUCUGAUAUAAAUGUUUUUCUCAAAAUUGCCGGGAUGUCAUGUGUUCUACAUGUAUCAGUACUCUCGUAACAACCUAAGCAUUACAAAACGUAUAUUCACUCAAAUAAGCGAUUACACUUUUUGUUAACAAAAUUCGACAUCUUAUUGACCGCCAUACAAAAACGACUUGCUUGGUGACCGGGGAAAACUCCACCUGCUUGAGAACAGAUUUUGGGCUCAGUUAUGCCUCUCGCUUCGCCUCUUCCUCUUUGCAAUGGCGCAGAAACUGACUAGCUUCCUUUUUUCUAUUUUCGAGACCUUGGGACUAAGGUUGUAUCUGACAUUUUUGUUAAAUGAGUUGGACACAUAAACUGGAUGUUUGCUCAUGUCUGAAGUUAGGUUUUUAAGUGUGUAUAUUAAGCAUCAUAAGCUAUACAACGCGUUUUUUAAUUUCAAUGUUUUAGUUUGAAAGUUCUGUGACAGUGAUUUCAGUUUAGCAUGUAAUGACGGGAUGGAACAAGCUUUCUAGUUUAAGUAUGAAUGGUAGCAGACCGCUGUGACUCAAUCUAAGUUGAGUGAGUUUGUACAUUUCCAUGUUGGCGUUUGUUGCGUAAACCGUUCAAGAGCAGUGGCUAAUCCAAAUACUUCCCAUUUAAGCCUAUGGAUCUUAUAUGCAAAUGUAAAAGCAUUAUAGUUCAAAGUGUAAAUGGGAUCACAAGGCAACCUAUUCCAGACUGAUCUGCCCGUUUGUAUGGCGUUUUUAAAAUCUGGAAUCCUUAAUGGUGACUCGUCUGUUUGCGAUAUGUAACAAAAGUUACAACUUUUUUUUUUAACCAAAAUAAAUAAAAUAAACCACGCGGCGCGACACUCCUCAGCUCCGCAACAAACAAUAACGGUGGUGGGGUGGCGCUGUUUCGUCCUAAUGCAGAGUCGGUUGUAUACUAGUUUUCUUCUCGUUCAAGUCUAUGGCCACUGAAAUGCAUUGGGCUUUGUAUCACCGUGGUUGUAAUUUGAAAAGUAUGUAGUAUCAACACUUAUUUUCACGCAACAGUGCCAGUCUGCAUGGUUUUUGAAGUUGUUUUGGUAGUGGUAGCUUUUACGGGUUUGGUGCUACAGGUGAAGGAAAGACCCUGAGUAUGUUGGAUUUUAGAAAUUGUUCUUGCUUUCAGCAAGCCCAUCUAUGUGAUACUGAGACCUCACCACUUCCCCCGCAGGACAGGCUAUGGUUCUGGAGUGACGGCUCCAAAUUUGAUCACGAGAACUGGGCGGAAGACGAGCCGAGUAACACGAGGGGUGCCAGAGAGCCAUGUAUUCAGAUGAACUCUGGAGGUACAGUAAGCCCACUAUCAUUCAUCAAAUUAAACUUUCAUAGUAAGUUUAACAAAUAUGACACUUUACUAUUUGUGUGUGUACAUCGGAGUUGUGAGGUCAUUUCUAUUCCGUGUUUCCUCUUAAGAUGAAAACGGCUGGCAAGCUGAAUCAUGUGGAAGGCGCUAUCCCUCGGUGUGCUCCAUAAGAACCUGUUUAAUCCAUCAAACUAUCACUUGA